This is a messenger RNA of Momordica charantia (bitter melon), 1627 nucleotides long. Its product is annotated as transcription factor HHO2. Lineage: Eukaryota; Viridiplantae; Streptophyta; Magnoliopsida; Cucurbitales; Cucurbitaceae. The record is from RefSeq and is a predicted model, not a curated record. Gene Ontology annotation, biological process: regulation of DNA-templated transcription. Gene Ontology annotation, molecular function: DNA binding; DNA-binding transcription factor activity.
UCCCCUCUUUCUCUCUCUAGAAAUUAUUUACAAAAACAAAACAAAUCUCCAAUCAAAAGAUUCGAUGUUAUAUUAUUAUAUGCGACGCCACGACUUCGACGACUCUCUCUCCGAAUCGCCGAUUAUUUCCCAAUCAAUUUUUCUCUCUCUCUCUAGAAACUCCAUUAUCUUCGCCUGGCCAGCUUCAUCUUCUGCUCUCACGUAAAUCUCUUAUCCCCACUACCAAUUUCUAUAUUGUUAUUUCCAAGUUUAUUCCUUUUCUUGAUUCUACAGAUUCCCGUAUUCUUCUUUCAGCCCCUUCUUUCUCAUUGGCCCUCUUCGGAUUUUUCUAUGUUUCGAAACCCACCGACUCAUCCAUAAAUAAACCCACCCCCUCUGAUUCUGAUUCACCUCAAUUCGAAAUCAAUCUGGGUUUUUUUCGUUUUUGCUUUUUGCAAUGGAUUUCGUUGAUAACAUUUUGGAUAUUCGAGUGGGAAUGGAUUUGAGGCACUAUGCCGAUGCUUUGGAUCAGGAACGCCGCAAAAUUCAGGUCUUUCAGCGGGAACUUCCUCUCUGUUUGGAUCUCGUUACCAGAGCCAUUGAAUCUUGCCGGCAGCAGUUUUCUGGGUUGUCGACGGAGAGCUCCGAGCAUACGUCCAGCGACGGCCCUGUUUUGGAGGAGUUUAUUCCGAUUAAUAAAAUUCCGGUUACUUCUCAUUCUGAAGAUGAACAAUCGGAACCGGAUAAGAAUGACGUAGGUCGAUCCGAUUGGCUUAAAUCCGCUCAGCUUUGGAAUCAAACUCCCGAUCCUCCAAUCACAGAGGAUGUUUCCAAGAAAACGACUUCGGUUGUUGGUGAGGUAAAAAAUAAUGGCGGUGGCGGUGCUUUUCAGCCAUUCCAGAAGGAGAAAUCUCCGUUGAAAACAGAGGCGGCGCCGGUCGUCGGUAAAACGCUCGGUUCUUCUUCGGUGCCGGAGGCGACGACGAGUUCGACUGCGGAAACCGCCUCCAAAGGCAGCGGUGGAACCAGUAAACGGGAAGAUAAGGAAUCUCAGACUCAGAGAAAACAGAGGCGGUGCUGGUCGUCGGAGUUACACCGGCGAUUCUUACACGCCCUACAACAACUCGGCGGCCCUCACGUUGCUACACCGAAACAAAUCAGGGAGUUGAUGAAGGUGGAGGGCCUCACUAAUGAUGAAGUCAAAAGCCAUUUACAGAAAUACCGAUUGCACGCCAGAAGGCCAACAAAUUCUGCAAUGCAAGACAGCGGCAACUCAUCGGCGCCGCCGCAAUUCGUGGUGGUCGGGAGCAUAUGGGUGCCGCAGCCACCGAAAUCCGCGGCGGUGGCGACACCGGAAGUAAGAAAUGGAAUUUACGCCCCGGUGGCGACGCCGGUGCCGUCUUCCGGCAAAACCCAAAGGCCACGGCAGAGGGCGUCGGACCACAGCGCCGGAGUGGCUCAUUCGAAUUCUCCGGCGACUUCGUCAUCCACCCACACCACCACAGCCUCCCCGUCGGCGUAGAUUCCUCUUUUUUUCCCCCCUUUUUUUAUGUGUUCAGUUAUUAUUAGUUUCGAGAGGAGAGAAAUAUAAAAGUUUUGUAACUAAAUGAUACAGCCAUGUGAUAUAAACACAAAAUUUUCACGUGAA